CUGAAGGAAUUACAACACUUGACUCAUCUGUGUGUCACUGCUCACCUCUGCUAGACUCAUAGACUCACUGACACAGAUAGAGAAGCACAUACAAACAGCGAGGAGUUGAAAUUAAAGGAACCUAUUCCGGCUGACUUGGACUGGAGACAUGACCAAAGAGACUGAAACUCUGGGAUUGGUCUUUCAGAGCGAGAACUUCAACUAUAACCGUUACACUAGCCACAUCAUGGACUCCUGGUCCUACCUGGAGAGCCCUGUCCCCGAGCUGAACCACCCCAAACCCAGACUCCACCCAGGGGACGACCUGGCAGCCUUAACCAUGCUUUAUGAACAGUGCAAGAGCCAGAAAGAGCAAAAGAUUGCUACCUGCAACCGUGCUGGCAACAUCUCCAAAACAACCGAGAGGACUCUAACCAACACCAAUGAGUUUGUUUCAUUGGAGGCGUCCGCCAACGUCAUGAAGCUCCUCUCUGAGAGUAUUCCCUCAAGCCAUCCCCAAGAGGUUUUGGGAUCCAAGCAGAACACCUCCCUGCCAAUCUCUGCUCCCAACACCUCAGACACCUACGCCACCCUGACCAGCGUUGUAGCUGACACUUACGACAAGCAGGAGCUCAACAUCAUCUUUGACUCCCUGCUGCAGAAGUGGCCAGAGCCCGGUGCUUUCCCAGACCCCAGCACUGAGACUCUUCCCUACAGCGAUCCCUUCUCCGAGGACCAGUCCAGCCCGGUCUACUCAGGUUCCUACACCUGCUCCCCACCAGAGAGAUUCAGGAGUGAUUUCCAGUUUUCCCUUGGAGCUCCCCUGGCUUCUCCUUACAAGUCCAGUGAGCUGCCCAUGGUCUACCUGAACAAGGGCCAGUUCUACCCCAUCACUCUCCAGGGAGUGGACAGCAGUGCCUGCCUCACUGCCACCAAAGUCAAGACUGUAGUGAUGGCUGUGUUUGAGAAUGACAAGAGCCCAGAAAUGCAGCUCCGCUUUUGGAAUCACUGGCACGCACGCCAGCCAACUGCCAAGCAGAGGGUCAUUGACAUUGCAGACUACAAAGAAGUGUUCAGCGGCAUUAGCAACGUAGAGGAGGUGGCCUUCAAUGCUUUCUCCUUUGUCUGGAACCCAAGUGAAGAGGCCAAGGUGUACAUUGGCAUCAACUCCCUGAGCACAGACUUCUCCUCUCAGAAGGGAGUGAAAGGCCUGCCUCUAAACAUCCAGAUUGACACUUAUGACUUCAGCUCAGGAACCAACCAGCUCAUACACAGAGCUGCUUGCCAGGUCAAGAUUUUCUGUGAUAAGGGUGCAGAGAGGAAGAUGCGCGAUGAGGAGAGGAAGAGAAGCAAAAGGAGGGGAAAGAACGAUGCUAACACCAACAAGUCUCAAGUGACCAGCUCCAUGGCCAGUGACUCUACCUUCUUCCAAACCCUGGAUGACCACGUCACUCAGCCAGUUCUCUUCAUUCCAGAAACACACCUCUCCAGUUUACAGCGCAUAGCCACUCCCAUGGACGAGAUCGAAAGGAGUUCUAUGAAGAGAUUGUACCAAGACAGAGACAAGAACAGCUCUCCACCCAGCAAGCAAGCCCGCAGAGAAGACCCACAAAGAGUUCUGCUGUACGUGAGGACAGUCGCUGAAGAGGUGUUUGAUGCGCUCAUGCUCAGCACGCCAACAGUGUCAGGCCUGCGAGAAGCUGUUUCAGAAAAGUACGGUAUUCAAAAAGACACCAUUGGGAAAAUCUACAAAAAAUGCAAGAGAGGGAUUUUCGUGAACAUGGACGACAACAUCAUUGAACACUACACCAACCAGUCGGCCUUCCUCAUUGAGAUGUCCGAGGUCAUCGCCGGUCAGUUCCAGGUCACUCUCAUUGAAGUAUGAGAAUCCAAUCAGCCACCUGCUCCAUUGAAGGAUGUAACAAAUGACAGCUGCCAGUUAAAAAACAUCUCUAAAAGCACUGCCCAAUCAAAGACUAUGUAAGCUGUGGACUGCCACAACCAGUAAGAGGACUGGACUGAAGAGACCUCUCCAGUUCUUCCAGCCUCAGUUGAAAAUGUCAAAUUGUUUCUUGAUUUUGUAAAUACCACUCGCCCCAGUUCUUAUGAUUUUAUUAUUUGAAUUUAAUAUUGUAACGUAAGAGCAAUUAUGAUGAACAACCUGUAUAUAUAUAAUGUAAAUAGAUUUUAAUAUGACAGUGUUUUAUGAACUAGCCAUGUGCAUGUCGCAAUCCAUUUUCCACAAAUUGCUAUAUAUUUCUUUUUUUUUAUACAGAGCUUUGUACAUGAUUUGUGCAGAGUGUUUUUUCAGAGUUUUCAGAGGUUGCUAUUCUUGCUGCUUUCAAUGUACUCAUCAUUUCUUCUACAAGACCCAAAUGGUGCGUUUACUCACCCACAACCUACUAAUAAUGUUUUUCAUUGCCAUAAGUAUCUUUCUGUAGGUUCCUGUUAGUUUCACGACUAAAAUGGCCCAACACUGGGUUAAAUUGAGAACCUAGUCAGACAUUUCCGCCCAUUAAACCGUUAGUAAAAAGAGUUAGUAUUGGCCAUUGUUUAGCCCAUAGGUGUAGACAUUUUCUGACUGUAUGGUGUAACAGUUCAAACCCCCUAAACCCUGAGGCCUACCAGAGGACUUUCAUAGUAUGUGUGUGUACGUGUGUGUGUGUGUAAAACAUUUUUAGGAUUUUUUCCCCUUGUACUUUACACAUUUCAAUACUAACAUGUAUCCCUAUAAUAUUUCAUUAUUAUACCAUGGCAAUUCUGGUUGUAUCUUGCCUCUUUUGUAAGAAAAUAAAGAAAACGCAUAAUA
Molecule: messenger RNA, 2788 nt
Organism: Siniperca chuatsi (mandarin fish)
Lineage: Eukaryota; Metazoa; Chordata; Actinopteri; Centrarchiformes; Sinipercidae
Gene: grhl3
Product: grainyhead-like transcription factor 3
Exons: 15
Coding region: 149-1864 (571 amino acids)
Biological process (GO): regulation of transcription by RNA polymerase II
Cellular component (GO): nucleus
Molecular function (GO): RNA polymerase II cis-regulatory region sequence-specific DNA binding; DNA-binding transcription activator activity, RNA polymerase II-specific
Source: RefSeq, a predicted model, not a curated record